Theobroma cacao (cacao) is the source of this 1009-nucleotide messenger RNA. RefSeq names its product ras-related protein RABA6a. Gene Ontology annotation, molecular function: GTPase activity; GTP binding. The record is from RefSeq and is a predicted model, not a curated record. NCBI's taxonomy places the organism in Eukaryota, Viridiplantae, Streptophyta, Magnoliopsida, Malvales, Malvaceae.
CAACAUCAAGGAACAGCCAAUCAUGUCUUUUUUUAUAUAUAUGUUUUCACAUGUAAACACUCAAUACCCUCCAAAGCAAAUACCAGACAAAGUAACAGGCGUACUUGAUUUGGAGCCAGAUGCAUCGACUAGGCAUACCUUAAUUAAUUGUUCUCAAACAUCUCGGUUUCUUGAGUUUCUUUUCUGCACCCUUUGCUUUGUGCUUUCUUUUAAAGCUUUUUUUCUUUAUCUUUUCUCUUGUGAUCGACUUCUGCUGAUUGCAUGGCUGAUUCAUAUGAUGAAGAGUGUGAUUACCUGUUUAAGGCUGUUCUGAUUGGUGAUUCUGCAGUCGGGAAAUCAAAUCUCCUCUCCAGGUUUGCAACAGAUGAAUUUCGAUUGGAUUCCAAGCCAACUAUAGGAGUUGAAUUCGCUUACCGGAAUGUUAAGAUUGGUGACAAAAUCAUCAAGGCUCAAAUUUGGGACACCGCCGGCCAAGAAAGGUUUAGAGCCAUUACAAGUUCAUACUAUCGUGGAGCAUUGGGUGCAUUGUUAGUAUAUGAUAUAAGUAGGAGAACAACGUUCACAAAUGUGAAGAAAUGGAUGCAUGAGCUAAGAGAAUUCGGUAACUUGGAUAUGGUGGUGGUUCUUGUUGGGAAUAAAUCAGAUUUGGCUGAUCAACGUAGGGAAGUAAGCGAGGAAGAAGGGAGAAAGCUGGCAGAGACGGAAGGUUUAUUUUUCAUGGAAACCUCUGCAUUGGAAAAUGUGAAUGUAGAGGAAGCAUUUUUACGAAUGAUUACCAAAAUCCAUGAGAUCACAAGCCAAAAAUGUUUAGAAGCUAAAACAAAUGAAACAACACUUCAUGGUGGAAAACAAAUAAUCACUAUUAAUGAUGAGGUGACUGCCACUAAACAGUCAAAUAAUUGUUGUUACAAGUGAAUUUUUUUUAUUUCUUUUUACUUCAAAAUUUUUCCUUCUUUUUGGGUCAUAUUAGUUUGUAAUUCCUUUAACAAAUCUAUUUUCUAUUUUAGUA